Molecule: messenger RNA, 1455 nt
Organism: Nerophis lumbriciformis (worm pipefish)
Lineage: Eukaryota; Metazoa; Chordata; Actinopteri; Syngnathiformes; Syngnathidae
Source: RefSeq, a predicted model, not a curated record
AUGGCGAGAAAGAAGCCGGCUAAAGACAAGUCCGAGAAGACCGCUGAUGGCGAAGAGUCAGCGUCAGGACAAACAGGAGCAGCUCCAGACGAACCGACAGCCACUCGAACGUUUGACGACUAUGAGUGCUCUGGCAAUGUGAUGACAGACUUUCCUGGGCUUUGUACUCUUUUGGAUAUGAAAGAUAUACCAGCUGUCAAGACCAAACCCGGCUCAGCAAACCAAGAAAGCACGACAGGUGGCAGGCAGUCCCACAAAAAGUCUGUACCUGAAGUUUUCAAGCCAUUCAUCCAAGUGCAGUUGGAGAAUGGAGACCCUUAUUGCACAUCAAGCUUGAAGAUCUUUGGAUGGACAGUAGAUGAACCCAUCAUCCGAGUGCUGUGCAAGAUGAUUUCUUCGAUGUCUAUGCUUAACAGCAUUUGUUUCUGGCAAGCUGGAUUGACGGAUUCAAUGGUCAUCAACCUCGGAAAUGCAAUAUGUUUUUGUAACAGCCUUAGGGUUAUUACACUAGAGGGCAAUCCUCUCUUAGAUCAUAACCACCACCUUCUUUUUUCAGAAGGAAAUGCCCUCACUCACUUGAACCUGCGCAACAACCAAAUCGAAGAUGAAGGCGCCCGUCUUCUCGGGGCAGGUCUUUCCACCAGCAAAUCUGCAAACCGCAACCUCAUCUCACUAAACCUCUCGUUCAACCAUAUCGGCGAUGUAGGUGCCGGACAUAUCGCAAAGGGCCUUCGGUUCAAUCGGACUUUGCUUUUCCUCUCAUUAUCCAACAAUCACAUUGGAGAUUCGGGAGCGACACAGUUGGCCACGGUUUUUGGUGAGGUUGUCCUUACUCAUGAAGAAAUUGUGCAAAGGAGGAAAUUGCUUCUAGAGAAAAUGCAUUCUUCCUCAUCUCCAGUUGAUGCUGAGCAUGUUGCCAAGCUGUCCAACGACCAACUCCCAUCUGUAGCCAGCAAUGCUACUAGCAACUCAAACAGAGGGGAGAACAAAAGCACUGCUAAAAAACGGGAAACGUCUAAACCAGAUGGAAAACGGGCGCCAACAAAAGACCAAAAAUGUCUUAAGAAAGCUGAAGGUCAAGACAUGGAGGAAAAAACCCAUGUGUUUGACCAGGAGAAUAAAAAGCCACUGGAGAUGGUGAGCCCUCUCCUGAACGAGUCCACGCGGCAGAGGGAUGGAGAGCUUGUCCAGCCUGGAAACACCACUCUGGUUUCCCUCAGCUUGGCAGGAAACAGGAUAACGGAGGUAUCACUACCUCAGUUCCUGACAUCCUUGCAGAUGCAGGAAGGAGGAAAAGGUCUGCUGCGUCUCUGUCUACAGAGAAACCACUUUGCUUUAGAGUGUGAGCCCUAUAUAAAAUUAAAGGAACUGAUGACACUCAGGGACCCUUUGAACAAAAAAACUGAAGAGGAGCCUGAAGAAGAAGCCGAGGGUUCACAAUCUUCAGACAGUUAA